GAAAACUGGGCACCAAUGUGUAACAAUGCGUCGAAGUUUGGGAGACCCCAGCUAUUAAUCUCCCUAGAAUCUAUUUUCUACUUCUCGCUUCUUCUGGAACUCCCGUCCCCUCUUCUCCCCUCUCCCGAUCAAGCUGAAACUUUCUCUUCAAUGGCGUUUGCUCAGUACUUGCUAGCAUUUCCUGCUGAAACGUCAAAGGUCCAUUCAAACUCUACUCCCCUUCUAAGCCCACCACUUCUUCCUUCUACUUGUUUAUUUUCUCUACCCAUAUCUUCUUCUUCGUGGAAGCUUAAACGACGCAGCCUUUCCAUUUCCCCCCAGCUUUUAAGAACCACCCGACAAGUGAAGUCUAAGCCAGGAGAAGCUGAACUCAGCCCUGCUGUAGAUGCCUUUACUCAGUUUAAGCAUCUGCUUCUGCCAGUUACAGAUGGCAACCCUUACCUAUCAGAGGGUACAAAGCAGGCCAUGGCAACUACUGCUGCUUUGGCGAAGAAAUAUGAGGCUGACAUAACAGUUUUGGUUAUCAAUGAAAAGGAAAAGGAAUCAUUACCAGAGCAUGAUACUCAACUAGCUAGCAUCCGGUGGCAUUUAUCUGAAGGUGGCUACCAAGAUUUCAAACUUUUAGAGAGACUUGGGGAAGGGAAUAAACCAACAGCUAUUAUUGGAGAGGUUGCUGAUGAUAUGAAUUUAGAUUUGGUUGUUAUGAGUAUGGAAGCCAUUCAUUCCAAACAUGUGGAUGCAAACUUACUGGCUGAGUUCAUUCCCUGCCCUGUAUUGCUUUUGCCACUGUGAACCUUGAUUUUACUCUCAGACCUUGUGGGAUUAUCACCAAAUAUUUGUUAUUUCUCUCUUAAAAUUUCUGCGAAGUGUGACCUUGGUUGAAUAGGAUAAUAUCAACUUUCUGUUAAUUGGACGCCUUUCCAUUAGUAAUUUGUGGUUGACAUUA
Messenger RNA from Olea europaea var. sylvestris, 946 nucleotides. RefSeq lists its product as uncharacterized. Bases 16 to 792 code for a protein of 258 amino acids. Lineage: Eukaryota; Viridiplantae; Streptophyta; Magnoliopsida; Lamiales; Oleaceae. The transcript is spliced from 5 exons. The record is from RefSeq and is a predicted model, not a curated record.